AUGAGUACAAUGCCCAGUGUAGAACUGGUCAAACAACCUGAAGAUUGUACAGAAUGUCCCUAUCCUAUAUCUCGAUAUUGGUCAUCCAAUAAGACGGAUGAUUCAGAUUCACAGUUUUUUUAUAAUUUAAAACAGAAAGAUAAUCAGGGAGUCAAACGGAAGGGCGACAACUCAGAUCAUAAACAGAAGAAAAAACAUCAUCCUCAACCAACUGGACCAUGUUGGUUUUGUUUGGGAAGUCCAGAAGUGGAGAAACAUCUGGUAGUCAGUGUUGGAACAGAGUGUUAUGUAGCACUGGCUAAAGGUGGUUUAGUACCAGAUCAUGUUUUAAUCCUACCCAUAGGACAUCAUCAGUCCACAGUUUCAGCUCCACAAGAUGUUCGUAAUGAGAUAGAGCAAUAUAAAACAUGUUUAAAAAAAUGUUUUAAAGACCAGGGUAAUGGAGUGGUGUUUUUUGAAAGAAAUUUUAGAACUCAGCAUCUUCAGAUACAAGUUGUACCAGUAAAAAGUGAGGCCAUACAGGAAGUGAAGGAUGUAUUUAUGGAAUGUGCUGACAAUGAAAGUUUACAGUUAGACGAGAUACCCAAACAUUCCGAUCUUAAACAGAUUAUUCCAGUUGGUGUGCCAUAUUUUUAUGCUGAACUUCCACUUGGUGACAAACUUUUACACAGAAUCUCCAAAAACUUUCCUCUUCAAUUUGGAAGAGAGGUUUUGGCUGAAUCAGGAAUUUUAAACAUGCCAGAACGAGCAGAUUGGAAGAAUUGUAAAAUUAGUCGUGAAGAAGAAACUGAACAGACAUUAGAUUUUAAAACAUUGUUUCAAUCUUACGAUUUUACUCUACAAGAUACAGAAUGAAGGUUAAGGCAAGGGCAAAGUUUUGUCAAUUUGGAAUAAAGAACCUAAAAACAAAUUUCCAAAACCACAAAACAAAACAGUUUUGGAACCAGAAAUAAAGGACAUUUAGAAAAAGUGAUCAAUGCUUAUGUGUUAAGAAAUUGCAGGACUGGAAGAAAUUUGAUAUUGAAGUCCACACUUGAAGUUCAAGAAUGGUGUAGUCCUAGUGCUAUUACUCUACAAGAUACAGAUUGGGGACAAUCCUUUUUAGAAUCUGAAAUACGACCCUGCAUUGAUAUUCAUAUCAACUUGUGUGUCAAUUUACUGUGUGUAUCAGAAAUGAUCUAAAAAAUAUUGUUAAUAAAAUUUUUAUAUUUU
Molecule: messenger RNA, 1212 nt
Organism: Lottia gigantea (owl limpet)
Lineage: Eukaryota; Metazoa; Mollusca; Gastropoda; Lottiidae
Exons: 8
Coding region: 1-855 (284 amino acids)
Biological process (GO): mRNA splicing, via spliceosome
Cellular component (GO): post-mRNA release spliceosomal complex
Molecular function (GO): RNA lariat debranching enzyme activator activity
Source: RefSeq, a predicted model, not a curated record